UUUAAUUUCUCCGAGCCGCUUUCUCCCCCGCGCCCUUCCUCGCGGCGGGAGGGAAAAGCCCGUGCAGGAGGAAGGGGGGCUCGGUGUCAAUUUUUUUUUCUUCUUCUUGGGGUGUGUGUGUGUGUGUGUGUGUGUGUGGCCGCGGCCCGAGCCUGUGGCGCGCGGGUAGGCGAACGGGGAAGAUCCCCGGCGCGGUUAAAAGAACCAUGGAUGGCCCGACGCGGGGACAUGGACUCCGGAAAAAGCGGAGGUCUCGAUCACAGCGAGACCGGGAGAGACGCUCCCGGGCCGGGUUAGGAACCGGUGCGGCGGGUGGUAUAGGAGCCGGCCGGACCCGGGCUCCCUCGCUGGCUUCAUCGUCGGGCUCCGACAAGGAAGACAAUGGAAAGCCCCCAUCCUCCGCCCCGUCCCGGCCCAGACCCCCGCGGAGGAAGCGCAGAGAGUCCACCUCAGCCGAAGAGGACAUCAUUGAUGGAUUUGCCAUGACCAGCUUUGUUACUUUUGAAGCGCUGGAGAAAGAUGUAGCAGUUAAGCCUCAGGACCGCGUGGAGAAACGACAGACUCCCCUGACCAAGAAAAAGCGAGACGCUCUCACCAAUGGCUUGUCUUUUCACUCAAAGAAGAGCCGGCUCAGCCACUCACACCACUACAGCUCAGAUCGAGAAAAUGACCGCAACCUCUGCCAGCACCUUGGGAAGAGAAAGAAGAUGCCUAAGGGACUCCGACAGCUCAAGCCAGGACAGAACAGCUGCAGGGACAGUGACAGCGAAAGUGCUAGCGGAGAAUCCAAGGGUUUCCAGCGGAGCAGCUCUCGGGAGAGGCUCAGCGAUAGUUCAGCUCCUUCCAGCUUGGGGACAGGCUACUUCUGCGACAGUGACAGCGACCAGGAAGAGAAGGCUUCAGAUGCUAGCUCUGAAAAACUCUUCAACACUGUUCUUGUAAACAAAGAUCCAGAGUUAGGUGUUGGCGCACUACCUGAACACAGCCAAGAUGUGGGACCAAUUGUCCCCAAGAUCUCGGGUCUAGAGAGAAGCCAGGAGAAGAGCCAGGACUGUUGCAAAGAGCCCGUCUUCGAACCCGUGGUGCUCAAGGACCCACAUCCUCAGCUCCCUCAGCUACCAUCCCAGCCCCAGGCCGAGCCUCAGCUCCAGAUUCCAUCUCCAGGCCCGGACUUGGUACCAAGAACCGAAGCUCCACCCCAGUUCCCUCCUCCAAGUACACAGCCAGCCCAAGGACCCCCAGAAGCUCAGCUGCAGCCUGCCCCACUGCCUCAGGUGCAGCGGCCACCCCGGCCCCAGUCCCCCAGCCACCUGCUCCAGCAGACUCUUCCGCCUGUGCAGUCACAUCCCUCCUCCCAGAGCCUCUCGCAGCCGCUGUCGGCCUACAACAGCAGUAGCCUGAGCCUCAACAGCUUAAGCAGCAGCAGAAGCAGUACCCCGGCAAAGACCCAGCCCGCCCCGCCUCACAUCUCCCACCACCCGUCCGCCUCUCCCUUCCCCCUCUCCCUGCCCAACCACAGCCCUCUGCACAGCUUCACACCCACCCUCCAGCCCCCUGCCCACUCACAUCACCCCAAUAUGUUCGCCCCUCCCACUGCUCUGCCUCCUCCCCCGCCGCUGACGUCUGGAAGUCUGCAGGUGCCAGGGCAUCCCGCAGGGAGCACGUACUCAGAGCAAGAUAUCCUGAGGCAGGAACUGAACACGCGUUUCCUGGCCUCUCAGAGUGCCGACCGAGGGGCAUCUCUGGGCCCUCCGCCCUACCUGCGGACCGAGUUCCAUCAGCACCAGCAUCAGCACCAGCACACGCAUCAGCACACGCACCAGCACACCUUCACACCAUUCCCCCACGCCAUCCCACCCACGGCCAUCAUGCCGACGCCAGCACCUCCCAUGUUUGACAAAUACCCCACCAAAGUUGACCCAUUCUACCGGCAUAGUCUCUUCCACUCCUAUCCUCCUGCGGUCUCGGGUAUACCCCCCAUGAUCCCACCCACGGGCCCUUUCGGGUCACUCCAAGGAGCAUUCCAGCCGAAGUCAUCCAACCCUAUCGACGUGGCUGCCCGGCCUGGAACAGUCCCACAUACUCUGCUCCAGAAGGACCCAAGGUUGACAGAUCCUUUCAGACCUAUGCUAAGGAAACCAGGAAAGUGGUGCGCCAUGCAUGUGCAUAUCGCCUGGCAGAUUUACCACCAUCAACAAAAAGUCAAGAAACAGAUGCAGUCAGACCCACACAAGCUGGACUUUGGGCUGAAGCCCGAGUUCCUGAGCCGUCCUCCGGGCCCUAGUCUCUUCGGAGCCAUUCAUCACCCCCACGAUCUGGCGCGACCUUCCACUUUAUUCUCUGCCGCUGGUGCUGCGCAUCCUACUGGGACCCCUUUUGGGCCACCACCUCAUCACAGUAACUUUCUCAACCCUGCCGCUCACCUAGUACCUUCACUCCGACAGGUUUCUAUUGAGAUCUCUCUGAAACCCUUUUUUGUUCUCCACUUCGCCAUUUCAGCACCCAACUCAGUGUUCGGCCACAAGGAUAGCCCCAGUGUGCAGAACUUUAGCAAUCCUCACGAACCCUGGAACCGGCUGCACCGAACGCCUCCGUCGUUCCCGACCCCUCCGCCCUGGCUGAAGCCAGGGGAAUUGGAGCGCAGUGCGUCCGCUGCAGCCCAUGACAGAGAUAGAGAUGUAGAUAAACGAGACUCCUCCGUUAGUAAAGAUGACAAGGAAAGGGAAAGCGUUGAGAAAAGACACCCCAGCCAUCCUUCCCCAGCACCUCCCGUCCCGGUGAGCGCCCUGGGCCAUAACCGCAGCUCCACCGAUCCGACGACCAGGGGUCAUUUGAAUACUGAGGCUCGUGAGAAAGAUAAACCAAAAGAGAGGGAGAGGGACCACUCGGGAUCCCGAAAGGACCUGACCACUGAAGAGCACAAAGCCAAGGAAGGCCAUCUGCCCGAGAGAGAUGGGCACAGCCACGAGGGACGUGCAGCAGGCGAGGAACCCAAGCAGCUGUCCCGGGUACCAUCGCCCUACGUGAGGACACCAGGCGUGGAUAGCACCAGGCCUAAUAGCACCUCUAGUCGGGAAGCCGAGCCACGCAAGGGUGAGCCGGCCUACGAGAACCCCAAGAAGAACGCCGAGGUCAAGGUCAAAGAGGAACGCAAGGAAGAUCACGACCUACCUACAGAGGCCCCACAGGCCCACAGGACCUCAGAGGCACCUCCGCCCAGCUCCUCAGCCAGUGCCAGCGUGCACCCAGGGCCUCUGGCAUCCAUGCCCAUGACCGUGGGAGUCACUGGCAUCCAUGCCAUGAACAGUAUCGGUAGUCUGGACAGGACACGCAUGGUGACCCCGUUUAUGGGCCUCAGUCCGAUCCCAGGGGGAGAGCGCUUCCCGUACCCCUCUUUCCACUGGGACCCUAUGCGGGACCCCUUGAGGGAUCCUUACCGUGACUUGGACAUGCACCGAAGAGACCCUCUGGGCAGGGACUUUCUGCUCAGGAAUGACCCCCUGCACCGGCUCUCCACACCCCGGUUGUAUGAAGCCGACCGCUCGUUCCGGGACAGGGAGCCUCAUGAUUACAGCCACCACCACCAUCACCACCAUCACCCGCUGGCCGUGGACCCUCGACGGGAGCACGAACGAGGAGGACACCUGGAUGAACGCGAGCGGCUGCACGUGCUUCGGGAGGACUAUGAGCACCCACGGUUGCACCCUGUGCACCCCGCUUCUCUAGAUGGACACCUCCCACACCCGAGCCUGCUCACACCAGGCCUGCCUAGUAUGCACUACCCUCGCAUCAGCCCUACUGCCGGCCACCAGAAUGGACUGCUUAACAAGACCCCGCCCACUGCGGCGCUGAGCGCCCCACCUCCGCUCAUCUCCACAUUGGGGGGCCGCCCGGGAUCCCCCCGGAGGACUACGCCUCUGUCGUCUGAAAUCAGAGAGAGGCCACCGUCCCACACACUGAAGGACAUUGAAGCUCGGUAAGCCGGGAGGACAAGGCAGACCUUGGAGUGGGGGAGAAACCCCAGGGACACCCACCCCCAGACUCAAGAGACAACUCCCGCACCCCCAAACUUGAGAGGUGCAGAGCUCCAACUCUUCCCCUGG
This is a messenger RNA of Mus pahari (shrew mouse), 4103 nucleotides long. It is a transcript of the gene Auts2, whose product is annotated as activator of transcription and developmental regulator AUTS2. The transcript has 18 exons. NCBI's taxonomy places the organism in Eukaryota, Metazoa, Chordata, Mammalia, Rodentia, Muridae. Bases 207 to 3980 code for a protein of 1257 amino acids. The record is from RefSeq and is a predicted model, not a curated record.